Molecule: messenger RNA, 708 nt
Organism: Emiliania huxleyi CCMP1516
Lineage: Eukaryota; Haptophyta; Isochrysidales; Noelaerhabdaceae
Exons: 1
Coding region: 1-708 (235 amino acids)
Molecular function (GO): protein binding
Source: RefSeq, a predicted model, not a curated record
AUGGUCGCCACACGAAAGCGUGCGCGGCCGGCUGGCUCCUGCAGCCUAGACGAGUCGACGCUGGCGUCGCUCAACACCUCGCGUGCGCCGCUCGAGCUCACGGGCGGCCACGCGCAGCCAGCGCGGAUGGUGCAGUACUUUCGGGAGGCGAAGCUUACCGACGUGACAAUCAUAGUGGACGGCAAGUCAUACGCGGCCCACCGCAACGUGUUGGCGGCGGCGUCGGACUACCUGGACAAGCUCUUUGCCGGCCCAAAGUGGGCGGACCAGGAGCAGCCGGUGAAGCUCUCUCAGGUGCCGGGCGCACACACGUUCGCAAACAUCCUCGAGUACAUCUACACGGGGAGCUGCAUGACGAACGAGAGCGACCUGAUCUCGAUGCUCGAGGCGGCGCACUACCUCCAGAUCGAGCCGCUGCUCCGCUCGCUGCAGGAGCUGGUCGCGCGGCGCGUGGACGCGUCAAACUGCCUCGAGGCUUGGAAAGUGGCAGACACGUACACGCUCGAGAAGCUGUCGGCGACGGCGAUGCAGAUGGCGCUCCGGUCGUUCGAGCAGGUCUCCACCUCUGCCGGCUUCAGCGGGAUGCCCCUCCCCUUCGUCCGUCAGCUCGUCUCGGACGACAAGCUGAUCGCACAGGAGGAGCAGCGCGUCUUUGAGGCGGCGGAGCGGUGGGGUGGAGGCUGCUGUGUGCGUCAACCGACUCAGUGA